AUGGGAGGCAACGACCCAGACCCAGAAGUUGUGGAAGAAAACCAACAACAACCUGCACUAGCAGGCAAUGCUGAUGAAGCCGCGCAAGCCAAUCAACAAGACGGACAACAGGCCAACCCUCCGGUUCCCGAUCUCCUAAACAACUUGAUCGCAGCAGCAGCCGUCGCGACAAACCCAUUCAAUCAACAAGGUCCGCAACAAGGUCCGCAACAAGGUCCGCAACAAGGUCCGCAACAAGGUCCGCAACACGGUCCACAACAAGGUCCGCAACAAGGUCAGAAUGUCGCCGGUCAACCGCAAGGUGGAACCAACAAUGCUGCGAAUCUACUAGGGCAGCUAUUGGCUCAUCCACAAGGAAUGAAUCUACUAGGUCAGCUCAUCACAAGUGCGACCAAUCCAAAUGCGACCAAUCCGACUACCCAUACUCCCCAAUAUGGAGCUUUUCCAUCGACUUCAGGAACUACUCCUAUCGACAUUGGAACUUCCUACGGCAUCAAACAGUACUCAAAGGCAGUCGAUUCGCUCUACUCUAGUUGUGAAGACAAGUUCGAUUUGCAACCAGCAAGACCACUAAAUUUUAUCGAGAGAAUCCAAACUAGAGCCCUUGAGGCGGGAUGGACCAUCAUCUUCCAGGUUCAAAACUCUGCAAGAAAUAACGCUACUGACGACUUCCCGCAACUUCAUGGACAGAUCUCUAUUGAAGAUGUUUGA
Cylindrotheca closterium is the source of this 711-nucleotide messenger RNA. The record is from the annotation of a GenBank genome assembly. NCBI's taxonomy places the organism in Eukaryota, Bacillariophyta, Bacillariophyceae, Bacillariales, Bacillariaceae.